Messenger RNA from Fusarium falciforme, 561 nucleotides. Its product is annotated as CCHC-type domain-containing protein. The transcript has a single exon. The coding region runs from base 1 to 561 and encodes 186 amino acids. The record is from RefSeq and is a predicted model, not a curated record. NCBI's taxonomy places the organism in Eukaryota, Fungi, Ascomycota, Sordariomycetes, Hypocreales, Nectriaceae.
AUGACGAUCAGGGUGAUGAAGCUUACUUUUGUCUUUGUCGACUACAUGGCUGUUUCUCAUCCUGCGUUCACCACUGAGUCGUUCCGUGGCACCCUUGCUACAACUCGUGCUCGAGGAUUCACCAUUCUGGUUUUGAACCGUGGUCUCUUUGUCGGCUGGGAGACUCGAGAUACAACACGCAAACGUGCCAACGAGAUCUUCCGCCUCUAUGACUUUUUCGCAUCCAACAAGCUUGUGGUUCGAGUGCCAUGCUGUUUGUAUUGUCAGACACAUGAACAUGACACCGCUACCUGCCCAGAGGAGAAGCCAUCAUCAGGGGAAUACGUCUGCAAGACUUGCGCCAACAAGAACGGCCACAUUGCCGACACUUGCCCCACGCGUUCUUUGCCGAAACUAUUCUACGACGGGACAUGGUGGGAACGAGUGCUCUCUCGAUCUGAUCUGCACCCGAUGUGGACUCGAGGGCCAUUUCUCCUUCAAGUGUACCACCGUCGGUAUUUCUUGCAGACUGUGCAACUCCAAAGAUCACACUCAGUGGGCAUGCCCAAGCCUCCACCCUGA